AAUCUCAAAAGCAUAUCAGUGAAUUUUAAAACGACGCAAAUCAUCUGUUCAAUAAAACGUUGUUGUGAAGGUUUAGUCUGUGGGUUUAGGCUUUGUUCCAUCGACUUUGCAUGACUGAUUGAUAAAAUACAAUCAAAACUGAAACCAAUUGAUAAAAAGGCAACGAAAGUCGGUCACGCUUACGAUUGAUUACGUUUGAUCCGGCAAUAACAAACAACUCGUUUAAAUUGGUUUGAAGUCAUCUUCGGUCAGCAUUUAUGGUGUGCGUUAUCAUUGGAGAACAGCAACAACACUACAGACUCCCAUGAAAUCUGCCUGUUGUUAAUAACAAAGUAAAGCUUAGAAUUGUUGAUUAAAUUUUCGUGUAUAAAGAAGAGGCAAUGUUGUUCUCAAAUAUUCUGUAACAGACCGUUCAUCUGUGCGCAUCAAUUCAAUAAGUAGGGUUUGAGUUGGUAUCAUCAGUGGGAAAAAUCUAAAUUACUCAGAUCAAUCGACAGUUCACUUACAAUGGCAAAGGUUAUGACUGUGCGUGGACAAGUGGAUUCAAAGGAACUUGGGUUCACAUUGACCCAUGAACAUUUGUCGUUAGACUUUCAUCACUUUUACGUAGCACCUCCAUCGGGCUUGGAGUUGUACGUAAAUAAAAAGAUCACGCUGCAAAACGUUGGGUAUGUCCGUCAGUACCCUUACAGUUCUGCGUAUAACGUUAACUUCGAAGAUGAUGAUACCCAUGAUGCUGUGCUGAAGGAUGUAAUGCAAUACAAAGCUUGUGGUGGAAAUACAAUCGUCGAGAAUACUUCACAUGGAAUCAAUCGUAACUUGAAGCUUUUGUACAACAUUUCGGAAGCAUGUAACGUACAUAUCGUUGCUGGUACAGGCCAUUAUGUUCAAGCGGUACAACCAGACUCCGUUACCCACAUGACCAUAGAAGAGAUGGGCGAUCUCUAUACAAAGGAGAUUCUGUUCGGUGCACAAGUUGACACCACGGCCAAUGAAACCAAUGUGAUUAAGUGUGGUAUGAUAGGUGAGGUUGGUAGCUCGUGGCCCAUCACAUCAUUUGAGAAGAAAGCUAUCCAGGCUACGGGAGAGACUCAAAGCGUGCUGAACUGUCCGGUAACUUUCCAUCCCGGUCGAGAUAAAGAUGCACCGAGUGAGAUUGUUCGUUUGUACUUGGAAGCUGGAGGCAAGGCUGACAAAUGUGUUAUGUCACAUCUAGAUCGGACCAUAUUAGAUCACGAUGAUUUAUUGGAGUUUGCCAAAUUGGGAACAUACUGCCAAUUCGACCUUUUUGGUACGGAGUGUUCUUACUAUCAGUUGAACAAUUGUGGAUAUAUGCCAUCUGACGAGCAACGUUUGCAAAGUGUCGUGCACAUGAUCAACGAAGGAUACGAAGACCGUGUUCUAAUGUCACAUGAUAUACACACAAAGCAUCGAUUGACCCAUUUCGGUGGACAUGGCUAUUCGCAUAUACUGACCAAUAUUCUGAUGCGUUUGUCGUUGAAGGGAAUCGAUAUCAAAACCGUUGACAACAUCACUAUCAAGAAUCCGGCAAGGUGGUUGGAAAUGAAAAUUUGAGACUAAGCAAUAACGGUCAGCAUUAAGGAGAAAAUGAGAAGUUUGCGUGUCAAGCAGAUAUCGUUUUAUGAUUCUAAAAAGAGUUAUACAUUAGAAUAGCUGUAAAAUUGUAAGAAUAUUUUCAAUUAAGAAGAUGAGAGUGUAUUGCAUGAAUUUGUACUAUUCAUUCGAUUGAAAUAUCCGCGUAAUUCGUCUCCAACUGUAAGCUCGUCUUCUGUAUUUAGUACUAGACUUCCUUGAAAAAAAAACUAGGUAUACAUGUCAAGAUGUAAAGUAAUGGAAUUAUCGAAAUAAUGUCAAAUAAUAUAAUUUAGAUGUUCUUAUAAUAAAACCAUUGAAAAAUAAAACUAUACCCCCGGCUAAGUUGCUACUUUUAGGUGAAUAGAAGAAUCCUUCAAUAAAUAGUUGUUAACAUCGUUGA
Messenger RNA from Armigeres subalbatus, 1996 nucleotides. Its product is annotated as phosphotriesterase-related protein. Lineage: Eukaryota; Metazoa; Arthropoda; Insecta; Diptera; Culicidae. The coding region runs from base 508 to 1575 and encodes 355 amino acids. Gene Ontology annotation, biological process: catabolic process. The record is from RefSeq and is a predicted model, not a curated record. The transcript has 6 exons. Gene Ontology annotation, molecular function: hydrolase activity, acting on ester bonds; zinc ion binding.